AUGACGCAUGCGAUGCAUCUGACCGAGUGGGACGAGCAGCCUCUGAUCAAGAUGAAUUGUCAUAAAUGGAUGACGUACCUGCGGAUAUUCGGGACUACUUUGUUCGGCGUGUCCCUUCUCGUGGGCAUCUCCACCGCUUACAUUAUGGGUUACCAGUUCUUCACCACAGCACACAAUCACUUAUCUUUUGGCUUAUACGGUGCCAUCUUGGUGGUUCAUCUCAUUAUCCAGAGUCUGUUUGCACUGCUAGAGCACAGAAACAUGAGGAGAUCUUUGGAGACACCAAUCAAACUAAAUAAAUCAUUAGCACUGUGCAUUGCUGCAUAUCAAGAAGACCCCAACUAUCUUCGGAAAUGCCUUGUAUCAGUCAAACGAUUGACAUAUCCCGGAAUCAAAAUUAUCAUGGUCAUUGAUGGGAACAACGAUGAUGAUUUGUACAUGAUGGAGAUAUUCAAGGAAAUUAUGGGCUGGGAUAAAUCGGCCACAUAUGUUUGGAAGAGUAAUUUUCACUCAAAAGGAGCAGGUGAGACGGCAGAGAGCUACGCUGAGAGCCUGCAGCAGAUCUCCAGGAUAAUCCUCAACAACAAGUGUGUCUGCAUCAUGCAGAAGUGGGGAGGCAAGAGAGAGGUCAUGUACACUCCAUUCAAGGCACUGGGCCGGAGUGUCGACUAUGUGCAGGUGUGUGACUCGGACACUAUGCUGGACCCAGCCUGCUCAGUGGAGAUGGUGAAGGUUUUGGAGGAGGAUCCAAUGGUGGGAGGUGUUGGAGGAGAUGUGCAGAUCCUGAACAAGUACGAGUCAUGGAUUUCCUUCUUGAGCAGUGUUCGGUACUGGAUGGCCUUCAACAUAGAGCGAGCCUGUCAGUCUUACUUUGGCUGUGUGCAGUGCAUCAGUGGGCCCUUGGGAAUGUAUCGAAACUCCCUCCUGCACGAGUUCCUGGAAGAUUGUUCUCAGUCUGGGGUAUGCCACGAAGUAUACGGCACGCUCCAAGUGCUUAACAGAGACACCCAUCACGUACCUGCGAUGGCUCAACCAGCAGACCCGCUGGAGUAA
Messenger RNA from Knipowitschia caucasica, 1053 nucleotides. Lineage: Eukaryota; Metazoa; Chordata; Actinopteri; Gobiiformes; Gobiidae. The record is from the annotation of a GenBank genome assembly.